AUGGCAGCCGACUCUUCGCCCCGUAAGCUCCAGCAUCACCUCACCUUUCACGUGUCGACGACCGGUAGCUAACGUGUCGGGCAUACAGAGCAGAUCCGCACGGUCACGACCGAUCUCUUGAAGAUCAACCAUCCCAUCAUGCUGGCCGGCAUGAACGUCGCUGCCGGUCCGAAACUCGCAGCCGCCGUCUCGAAUGCCGGUGGUAUUGGUGUCAUUGGUGGUGUCGGAUACACCCCAGACAUGCUCCGGGAGCAAAUCGCCGAGUUGAAGGGUUUCUUGAAGGACAAGAAUGCGCCGUUCGGUGUCGAUCUGCUUCUCCCACAGGUCGGUGGUAGCGCGAGAAAGACCAAGUAUGUCCGGCUACAAGAGCAUCGGGUUGAGGAACGGGGCAUGUCGGAACAGGUUGCUGACGGGACACAGCUACGACUACACCAAGGGCAAGCUCAGUGAGCUCGUCGAGAUCAUCAUCGACUCUGGCGCACGUCUCUUCGUCUCCGCCGUCGGUGUUCCACCCAAGGCUGUCGUCGACCGUCUGCACAAGGCUGGUAUCCUCUACAUGUGAGUACGAUCCCAACCUCCGACGAUCGACAUUCCAUGCUGAUGGAUACCACUACAGGAACAUGAUCGGCCACCCUAAGCACGUCGCAAAGUGCCUCGACCUCGGAGUAGAUAUGAUCUGUGCCCAAGGUGGUGAAGGAGGUGGACACACUGGAGAUGUCCCAACCACCAUCCUCAUUCCCGAAGUCGCCAGACUCUGCAAGGGACACAAGAGCCCCAUGACCGGCCAGCCAGUCCAAAUCAUCGCAGCAGGAGGAAUCUUCAACGGCCAAACCCUCGCAGCAUCCCUCUCGCUCGGUGCCUCCGCCGUUUGGGUCGGCACCCGUUUCGUCUUGUCCGAGGUAAGAAAUCUCACUUGAAUGGUCAUCUAUAUAUCUUAGCAGAUCACUGACCAUUUGAUGCGCGUUGCACAGGAAGCCGGCGCACCAAAAGCCCACCAAGAAGCUGUGCGAACCGCCGGUUUCGACGACAAUGUCCGCACCAUCAUCUUCACCGGCCGUCCUCUGCGUGUGCGCCAGAACCCUUACAUCAAGAACUGGGAGGACAACAGACAAUCCGAAAUCAAGGACCUCACCUCCAAGGGCCACAUCCCCGUUGAAUGGGACAUGGAGCGCAUGGGUGACGACGUUGACGACGACACCCUGGACAACGCACGACCUUUCCUGAUGGGCAAGGCCUCUGCUGUUGUCAACGAGAAGAAGUCGGCCAAGGCCAUUAUUGAUGAGAUGGUCACAGACGCUGUGCAGACCAUGACCAACAACAAUGCUUGCAUUGUUAGCAGGAGCAAGUUGUAG
Molecule: messenger RNA, 1352 nt
Organism: Lecanosticta acicola
Lineage: Eukaryota; Fungi; Ascomycota; Dothideomycetes; Mycosphaerellales; Mycosphaerellaceae
Source: the annotation of a GenBank genome assembly